CACACUCUCACACACUCACACACACAAGGCAAGCGGAUUGCUCAACGUGACGCGGCGCUGGCUGGCCCGUGACGUCAGGCGAGCUGGCCGGACCAUGAAUCCAGCACGACGGCGCGGCCACGGAGCGCCCGGUGCGGGGAUGACCGCGACCCCGCGCCGCGACCUCCCGGCGCGCCACCCCCGGCGCUCCCCCCGCCCGUGAGGCGUGCGGGUGCGAGGCUCCGGCUUCAGUAGCAGGAGACGCAGCGGGAGACGGGGCGGAGUGGGAGCAGGGGGAGCAGGAGGAGCAGGAGCAGCAGAAGGAGCAGGGGGAGCAUUUGCAGGAGGAGGAAGAGACGGCGCCGCCGCCGCAGCAGCAGGGUAAUCAGGAGCAGAGGCAGAAGAGGAGCUCGAAAGAGCAGCGAGAGAAGCAGUAGUUGGAGCAACAGGAGGGGAAGCAGCAGCAGGAAGGGAUCAGUAACAUCAGGUACAGCAACAGCUGCAGAAGUAAGAGAAACAAGCAGGGCCAAUAUAGGGAGGGCAGCAGCAGUAGCAGCAAGAAGAACAUACAGAGGAAGAGCAGAGACAGGAGUUGCAACAGCGGGAAGAGUAGAAGUGCAGCGACACGAGGAGGAGCGUCGGGAAGAGCAUCUGCAGCAGUAACGGCAGGAGGAGCAGGGGCCGUAGUAGGAGCAGCAGGAGGAGCAGGAGCAGGGGGCAGCAGGAGGAGCAGCAGGAGCAGCAGGAGGAGCAGGGGCCGUAGUAGGAGCAGCAGGAGGAGCAGGAGCAGGGGCAGCAGGAGGAGCAGCAGGAGGUCAGCGGCAGAUGGAGGAAGCGCAGCAACCGUAGGAGGAGCGAGGUUUGCAGCAGCAGGACGGGGUGAGGAUCGGCAAAGCAGAAGCAGCUGAGAGCAGCAGCAGCAGCAGCAGCAGGAAAAGGAAUUGGGGAGGAAUCUCCACGGGACCCUCCACGGGACCCUCCAGGCGAGACCCUCCACGGGACCCUCCACGGGACCCUCCAGGGGACCCCCCACGGGACCCUCCAGGGGACCUCCCACGGGACCCUCCAGGCGAGACCCUCCACGGGACGCUCCACGGGACCCGGCGGAGCCAUGUUCGGCAGCGGGCGUUCUCUGGGGCAGAGCCCGGCGCGCUCCCCGCGGCUGCCGCGGUCUCCCCGCCUCGGGCACCGCCGCGCGGGGAGCGCUGGCGACGGGGCGGGCUCGGGCCGCACCCUCUCCAUGGAGAACAUCCAGUCGCUCAACGCGGCCUACGCCACCUCGGGGCCCAUGUACCUGGGCGAGCACGACAUGACGGGCCUGCACGCGUCGCCGCUGCCCGUCAAGAGCGUGGUGACGCUGGGCCGAGGGCCCGGAGCGCUCCAGGCGCGCCUCUCGUACGGCGGCCGCGUCACCACCAUGGGCAGCAGCCCCAACAUCGCGGCGGCCAGCGGGCAGGUGGAAGCUCUGCACGCAGCCCUGGGGGAGCUGGCGGGACCCGGAGGCCUGGGGCUGUCCGUGCACCACCACCACCAGCAGCAGCAGCACGUGGUGCGGCCGGGGGCGCAGGGCCAGCUGAAGGAGCUGCUGUGCGAGAACGAGGCUCUGAGACGAGAGCUGGACGCCAAGGACAACAAGCUGGGCUCCUCCAUGAACUCCAUCAAGACGUUCUGGAGCCCCGAGCUCAAGCGGGAGAGGGCGCUGCGCAAGGAGGAGGCGGCUCGCAUCGCGAUGCUCCGCGAGCAGCUCCGGGUGGCUCAGGACGAGCACCAGACCAUGCAGAUGACCGUGCACGCCUUGCAGGAAGAGCUCCGCUCCUCGCGCGACCUCACGCCGCUCUUCUCCGCGGACGGGCGCGCGCGCUGCUCGGGCCCCGGCGGCAGCGCGGGGGACCUGCCCUCGGAGGAGAGCGUGCAGAGGCUGCGGGCCGAGCACGAGCGCCAGGCCAAGGAGCUCUACCUGCUGCGACAGACCCUGGAGGAGAUGGAGCUGCGAAUCGAGACGCAGAAGCAGACGCUGGGAUCGCGCGACGAGUCCAUCCGCAAGCUGCUCGACAUGAUCCAGGAGGGGGGUCGCUCCGGAGGGGGGUCCUCGGGGGUCGGCGUGGAUCCCCUCUGCGACGAGGGGGACGGCGGCACCACCGAGGGGGAGGAACGGGCGCGGCACCAGCUGGCGGACGCGGACGCGCAGAUCUCGCGCCUCCAGCUGAUGCUGGAGCAGCGGGAGAGGGAGAACCAGCAGUGCCGAGAGUGCUGGGUUACAGACAGCCACGUGGAGCAUGGCCACCACCACGACUAUGCUCCCCGCAUUCACCAGCCGGCGUGGGCGAGUAUGGAGCUCCACCGGCGCGCCGACCUCGGCUCCGACACGGCCAAGACCAAGGCCCUGCAGACCGUGAUCGAGAUGAAGGACACGAAGAUCGCGUCUCUGGAGAGGACGCUGCGCGACCUGGAGGAUGAGAUCCAGACGCUGCGCUCCAGCGGGGCCCUCUCGCUGGAGGAGCGGCAGGAGGAGCUCAAGCAGAUGGAGGCCUACAAGAGCCACUCCAAGUUCAUGAAGAGCAAGAUCGACCAGCUGAAGGGCGAGCUGUCCCGCAAGGACACGGAGCAGCUGGGCCUGCAGACCAAGCUGGAGACGCUCACCAACCAGAACUCGGACAACAAGCAGCACAUCGAGGUGCUCAAGGAAUCCCUCGCCGCCAAGGAGCAGCGGGCCGCCAUCCUGCAGGCCGAGGUGGAGGCGCUGCGCGCGCGCCUGGAGGAGAAGGAGAGCAUGGUGGCGCGCAAGGUGCAGCAGGUGCAGGAGCUGGCGGAGGAGAAGGGGUCGCUGGGAGGGGAGAUCCGCGACUUCAAGGACAUGAUGGAGGUGAAGGAGCGCAAGAUCAACGUCCUGCAGAAGAAGAUCGAGAACCUGCAGGAGCAGCUGCGUGACAAGGAGAAGCAGAUGAGCAGCCUGCGCGAGCGCGUCAAGUCGCUGCAGGCCGACUCGAGCAACGCGGACACGGCGCUCGCCACGCUCGAGGAGGCGCUCUCAGACAAGGAGCGCGUCAUUGACCGCAUGAAGCAGCAGCGCGAGCAGGAGGACCGCGACAAGCACGAGGAGGCGGAGGCUCACAGGCGCGAGAGCAAGGAGCUCAAGGAGCGCGCCAACACCCUGCUGGCAGAGCUCGCCGACAAGGAGUGCGCCCUGCAGGAGCUGAAGCAGUACUCGGCGGCGCUCGCCUCCGUGGGGAUGAAGAAGGAGGCGCGCCUCAAGGCCCUCGAGGCCGGCCUCGAGGGCCGCCGGGAAGACCUGAGCCGCGUGGAGGCGGCGCUCAAGAAGGGCGGCGAGGAGUCCUCCCUGGCGGAGCAGACCGAGCGGCUGCGCCAGCUGGAGUCUGAGCAGCAGCAGCAGAGGGGCAGCGCGAUGCACGCGGCCGCCGAGACGCAGCGCCUCCUCGACACGCUGCGCCGCGUGGAGGCAGAGGCGCGCGACAAGGACGUGAGGAUAGUGGAGCUUGAGAGGCUGUUGAAGGAGCAGAACAAGAAGAGCUCCAACCUGAAGCAACGGGACCAAGUGGAGAAGCGACGAGGAGGGCAGGAGGACCCGAGGAGGAGAGACAACGUCCCAGGCGAGAGCCCUCAGCUACUCCAGGACGCACUGCGCCGCCGCGAGGAGCGAAUCGAGGAGCUGGAGGAGGCUCUGCGGCAGAGCGCGAGCGCCACCUCCGAGCGGGACCUCGCGCUCGCCCAGGAGGAGGCGGGGCGCAGCGCGGCUCACAAGCAGAGGCGAGGCGCCCUGGGUCCCCCGCAGCGCGGCGGCUAUGAGCCGACAGCGGCCCAGGUGGAGGAGCUGCAGGUGACGCUGGAGCGAUGCCGCCACGAGCUGGAGGCGACGCGCUCGCGCCUGGGCGCCACACAGCAGGCGCUGCGGGACCGCGAGACGCACCUGGCGAGCCUGCGGGCCGAGCGCAGGAGGCAGCUCGAGGAGGUCCUCGAGAUGAAGCAGGAGGCUCUGCUGGCCGCCAUCAGCGAGAAGGACGCCAACAUUGCCCUCCUGGAGCUCUCCUCCUCCUCCUCCUCCAAGAAGAAGAAGGCCCUGGACGAGGUGGGGGGCCUCCGGCAGGAGAAGGACCGCCUCGUGCAGCAGCUCAAGCAGCAGACACAGAACCGCAUGAAGCUGAUGGCGGACAACUACGAUGACGAUUACCACCGAUCACUGGGUCGUGGUCCCGUGUCCAACCAGGGACCGUCUCCUGACCAGGACGAUGAGGAGGGAAUUUGGGCCUAAACAGAGGCGCCGCGCCCACCCGAGCAGCUGUUUUGUUCAGAGGGGAACGGAGUCCCUCCCUCGGGACCCCGUCCAGGGGAACCUCUUCAAGCCCCGCUCCCGGCCUUCCCCCCGGAUGGACCCCGCACGGACCCCCUCAGACCCCAUCAUACCCACUCGGACCCCGCUCUCACAGGGCCCCCCACCAGCCCACCCGCGGCCGCAAGCCUUGAGGG
This is a messenger RNA of Lethenteron reissneri (Far Eastern brook lamprey), 4461 nucleotides long. Its product is annotated as ELKS/Rab6-interacting/CAST family member 1-like. NCBI's taxonomy places the organism in Eukaryota, Metazoa, Chordata, Hyperoartia, Petromyzontiformes, Petromyzontidae. The record is from RefSeq and is a predicted model, not a curated record. Gene Ontology annotation, molecular function: structural constituent of presynaptic active zone. Gene Ontology annotation, cellular component: cytoskeleton of presynaptic active zone. Gene Ontology annotation, biological process: neuromuscular synaptic transmission; maintenance of presynaptic active zone structure; regulation of synaptic plasticity.